Molecule: messenger RNA, 825 nt
Organism: Aspergillus nomiae NRRL 13137
Lineage: Eukaryota; Fungi; Ascomycota; Eurotiomycetes; Eurotiales; Aspergillaceae
Product: 2EXR domain-containing protein
Exons: 1
Coding region: 1-825 (274 amino acids)
Source: RefSeq, a predicted model, not a curated record
AUGGUUACAGCUUUGUUCACUCUCUUCCCGAACCUUCCCCCAGAGCUCCGCCACCAAAUAUGGCGAUACGCUCUACCUGACAAGAUUAGACAAGCUUUAUACGUCUACCAGGCGGACUGCUUGAAGCUUAAACGCCUGAAAGAAGGCAACAGGUACUAUAUGAAUAGUGAUGCGGGGCUUGACUUACUUUCCGAAUGGUGCCCCUAUUUAUUGGACCCUAAUCCUAUCAAAGUUGAGGUGCCGCUCCUCUUUGUCAGCUCUGAAGCCCGUGGCAUUACCUUAGCCUGGAUGCGAGGGCAAGGUCUCAAGAUACACUCCUACAAAGCUGGGCAAGCCCCUAUUGCUAUACGCCCAUUUGACCCAGAACAUGAUACACUAUACAUCCCGUAUGAUUACUGGGGAGGGUUUUUGGACUAUACGCUACUUUCACUGGCUCAAUACGACGAAAUUUAUAAUUAUGACCUCUUAGGCCUUAAACGCAUCGCCGUGUCUGAAGGUCUAAUUCUGGACCAGGAACGCAUAUCCGAGACUUGGCUCUUGUACUGUGGUCUCGAAAAGGUAUUCAUCAUUCCCGACGCGCAGUCAGAUAUGCAGCCCGAGGAGCAUGGCCGAAAAGUAAAAGGUCGGUUAGAGCUUCACGACAUUCAGGGACCGAUGCGUUUUUGGAAUAAUGACCGUGGAUGCUUUGAGUGGGAGAAUAGUGCAGAUGCCGGCGACGAGACCCUGAAAACGGCGAUGGAGAAGGCCUGUGAUGGGCUAGAUGAAUGGCUUCAAAAUGGCGAGAAAACAUUCGAGGUCCGGGCUGCAUCUGUCGUUAGAAAAUGA